This is a messenger RNA of Drosophila bipectinata, 2930 nucleotides long. It is a transcript of the gene Sdr, whose product is annotated as Secreted decoy of InR. NCBI's taxonomy places the organism in Eukaryota, Metazoa, Arthropoda, Insecta, Diptera, Drosophilidae. Gene Ontology annotation, molecular function: protein binding. The record is from RefSeq and is a predicted model, not a curated record.
GUCUUCGGGGAAGCAUCGCGUUCAAGAACGGAAAAACAUUAAAUAUAUAGAAUAUAUACAGAAACUAAUAAAAGAGAGAGAUCGGGCGAGAAAAUCUACGAAGAAAAAGAAACGACAUUGACAUUCAAGCGGGCGCUAAUUGAUCGGAAAACCCCCUUACGUCCCGGGUCAAGUGCUCUCAAUUGGAAGAGUCAGGUGGCAGCAUGGGGCAUCUGGGCCCCCUGCUGUUUCUGUCUCUGACGCUAGCUCUGUGCCCCCUUUUGGUCAGAUCCGAAAAGGAACCGGCUUGCGGAUCGCUGGAGAUCAAUGAAAUCCGGGACUUUAAGAAGCUGGAGAACUGCACCCACGUGGUGGGGCACGUUCGGAUCGCGUAUGUAGACUUCACGGCGCUGAACCUCAGUCUGAUAUCAUUAGCGAGCAAUAUCAGUGAAAUCAGUGAUUAUUUAAUGGUAUUCCGAUGCCCUGGACUGCUGACCCUCGAAUCAAUAUUCCCCCGCUUGCGCAUCAUUCGGGGUCAGGCCCUGCUCUUCGAUGAGUUCUCGUUUGUGGUCUAUGAGAACCGAAAUCUGCGGGAGCUGGGUCUGGUGGAGAUGUUGCGCAUUCAAAAGGGCUCCAUUCGCAUCGAAUCGAACCCCAGGCUGUGCUUCGUCGAGACUGUGGACUGGCUAUACCUGCUGGGGAAUGCAACGCAGCAGCAUUAUUACCUCAAGCACAAUACCCCACCCAGUCACUGUCCCAUAUGUGGGAGCUUGUCCCCAGACUACGGAAUCAAUCAAAACACUUCGGAUUUUUGUUGGAACCUGAAGGCUGCCCAGCUUCGCCCUCAGCCGCCUCGCCUUCGGAACUGUCCUGUGGCCUGCGGGAACAACGGCUGUGAUAGUGCCGGAAAGUGCUGUGAUCGAAACUGUGUCACCGGGUGCUACGCCCAGAAUUGUACUCUCUGCGGUAACUUUAAGAGCAGGAUUGGGUGCGUCAACCAGUGCCUGGCCAGCUACGAAAUACACAAGAGACAGUGCAUCACCACCAAGCAGUGCAGGGACUUGGGACGAAUUCCCCUGACCCAAGGAUAUAGAUGUGUCGAAAAGUGUCCUGGAAAUCAAAAGAAAGUCCUCGACGCCAAGGGCAUUCUACACUGUCAGGUAGACUGCAGUGGGGACUUCCAUGUUAAGGUAGCUGCGGACUUGGAGUCACUACAAGACUGUGUGAAAAUAAAUGGAUCAUUGACCAUCGAGCUGACAAAUAUAAAAGAGAAAAUAGUAGAAGCAUUAGAGGUGGCAUUGAUGAAUGUCAAGGAAAUCACAGGCUACCUAAAGGUUGUCCACUCUGGUCACCUGACUUCGUUGACCUUUUUGAAAAACCUAGAUUUCAUAAAAGGAACAAGGCUGGUGGAAAAUAAAUACGCCCUCUAUGUUGUGAACAAUCAUCACCUGGAACACCUCUGGCCAAACAAUCAUCAGGUUGUGGUGCAGAGCGGCUCGAUGUAUUUCCACCUGAAUCCCCGGCUUUGCUAUGAAAAAAUAAUGGCAUUGGCGCCCUCGCUGAAGAGUGUCCAGAAGGUAUCCGUGGUCGAUGUUUCGCCCAAUUCGAAUGGCGAACGGGUGAUUUGUGGCGCGGGAGUGCGGUCCCUAAAUGCAACUGUGGAUGAUGUGAAUUCUACCGCAGUGCGCAUUCUCCUCGAUUACAUGGACUGGGAUGGCAUGGAGACCCUAAUGGGAUAUUCCUAUUUUUACAAAGAAGCCCCACAGCAGAACGUGACUAUGUACGACGGUCGGCACGGAUGCGGUCACGAUAAUUGGCUUAUGAACGUUGUGAUUACUCAGAGUCGCCGGCAUGUAAUUGGUGGACUGAAGCCGUACACUCAGUAUGCCUACUUUGUGAAGACCCUGACUCGAACGGACUACCAUAUGCAACUGGAUGCGUACUCCAAGAUCGGAUACUUUCAAACGCUGCCCGACAGGCCUAGUCCGGUGAUGAGGUUACGUGGCCGUUCUGAGCUGAGUUCGGAAAUUCUUCUUCACUGGUGGCCACCACUGCGUCCGAAUGGCAUCAUCACCAAAUACAUAGUAACCUACGAAAAGCAGAAUCUAACUGAAGAACAAGCUAAAAACUAUGACAACUCAUUGCCUCAGAACUUUACUCAAUUGGACUGCCAGUGCGUAGAGGAUGAGCCCUAUUACUCGGGACCCCAGGCAGAUGACGAGGACUACUACAACAAGGAUCAAAUAGCAUAUGAAGAUGCACUUCCCAAUCUCAUAUUUGUUUCACGCAGCCAACUGAAUAGAGUGAAGAAGGAAUUUGAUAAAGUCAUUGACUACGAGCACCUUUUAAGGACCAAGAAAGAGGAACCCCCCCGACCCAAGACAACCACUCCAGCGCCUACCAACGAGUCUCUGGAAAAUGAUCGGAAGGCCGCUGAAAACUAUGAAAAGUUCCGCCUGGAUUCGGAGUUGGGUCAGAGAAUGGCUCAGGACGAGGGCAAGGAACAAUAUAAUCUGCGCCAUGCCAUGCCCAAGUGCCAGGAUUCGCAUGCCUCCGUCGGACAGCAGGUGGAGGAGAAGUGCGUGCUUGAGGAGAUAUUGGAGGGCACCGAGUUGUCCGGCAAUAAGCACUCCUAUUACAUGACCCACCUGGAUGAGUCCUCCUUCUACCGGGUCACAGUUAGUGCAUGUGUUGCGGGUGUGGUCAACGGAUGCUCUACGCCCACGGAAGUGCUUCUCAUGACCUGGCCGAAAAUCAAUCGAACUUCUAAUGCCAAUUGACAAGUGAUAAGUCUGGGAUCAUAUUUUUUUUUAAUGAUUUUAAAAGUAAAACAAGAUAAGGUUCCGAAAUUCGGAAAUCUUAUAGCUGCUCCUAUUGAAAGUAUUACUUAGCCAUUAGUUAUGAUGGAUUUCCAUGCUACACAACCACAAUAAAGUCUACGAAUUCCUAAA